This is a messenger RNA of Emiliania huxleyi CCMP1516, 339 nucleotides long. RefSeq lists its product as hypothetical. The annotation marks the transcript as partial. Gene Ontology annotation, cellular component: cytoplasm. Lineage: Eukaryota; Haptophyta; Isochrysidales; Noelaerhabdaceae. Gene Ontology annotation, molecular function: GTP binding; ribosome binding. The transcript is spliced from 3 exons. The record is from RefSeq and is a predicted model, not a curated record.
GACUCGCUCGACGAACUCAAGAGGCUUUGCGACACGGCAGGGCUCGAUGUGCGCGGCCGCUGCUGCCAGGCGGUGCAGCACCCGAGCGCCGCUACCUUCGUCGGGUCGGGCAAGCUGGAGGAGAUUCGCGACUCGGUCGAGGCGCUCGCGCCGGGAGGGGAUGGCGGCGGAACGGUGGUCUUCGACGACGAGCUCUCGCCCGCGCAGCAGCGCAACCUGCAACUGACGCGACCGCGCCCCGUGCCCUUGCGGCUGCAGAUCUUUGCGCAGCGCGCGCGCACGCGGGAGGCGAAGCUGCAGGUGACGCUGGCGCGGAUGCGGUACAUGCUUCCGCGGCUC